UAUUGUCAGAGUGAUUAUUACCAACGAUAUCUAGUUUUUUUUUUUCUUUUUUCUGUUUUCUUUUUAUCACCCAUUUUUCUUCCAAUGGAAUCGUCUAUGGGUCAAAAGAAAACAUUGUACGCUUGUGUUUUUCUAAUGAUGGUGUUUUUUCUAGGGUUCAAUUGCGUCCAUGGACGAACCCUAAAAGACAUGAAAACUGAUGAUAAGAUUAAUGAUGGUCCUGAUGAUAGCAAGAUGAUGAUGAGGGCGGUGCUCAAUGAUCUCAAGGUCGAUGAGAAGGCAAUGCAGUUCUCGCCGCCGCCACCACCACCAUCGUCACAGUCUGGAGGUAAAGGGACAGAAGAUUUCAGGCCUACAAAGCCCGGCAAUAGCCCUGGCAUUGGCCAUAGUUUACCCCACACUUAA
This is a messenger RNA of Camelina sativa (false flax), 405 nucleotides long. Lineage: Eukaryota; Viridiplantae; Streptophyta; Magnoliopsida; Brassicales; Brassicaceae. The record is from RefSeq and is a predicted model, not a curated record.